Molecule: messenger RNA, 1968 nt
Organism: Ordospora colligata OC4
Lineage: Eukaryota; Fungi; Microsporidia; Ordosporidae
Product: ubiquitin C-terminal hydrolase
Exons: 1
Coding region: 1-1968 (655 amino acids)
Biological process (GO): protein deubiquitination
Molecular function (GO): cysteine-type deubiquitinase activity
Source: RefSeq, a predicted model, not a curated record
AUGGGUUAUACAAUGCAGAGCGACCGAGGGCAACAGAGUUUAGACACAUUGACUGACAAAACAAUUAAUGUGACAUUUGUGAUUGAUGAGUUUGCCAGUGUAGAUGCACUAGUUCAAAAGAAUAGCCGUGUAUUGGUCAGAGUCGGAUGGGUGAGAUCGAUGUUGUCUUCAAUUGUUAGUGUCAAAGAGUUUGGAAUGCUUAUGCAAGAUGAAGGAGCUAAAAAGAAUGGAGGAGGUUCUAGAAGAGUAAGCAUGGCUGUUGGAUGCAAUUCAAAGCUGAUUGAUGUAGUUCCAGGUAUUCUUCGUUGUGAAGUGGAGAUUGAUGAGCUUAUGAAGAGGUGCAGAUUGGUGUGGAACGAUAGAGUGAUACAUCCAUUGACUGAGUUUAGAGACCUUGAAGAUGGAUGUACCGUUGCAAUCGUCCGGAUUGCACACACAAAUGAUGGAAGAGUGUUGUCGAUUGAUGACUGGGCAAUGAUGAGGAAUGUAGUGUGUGGACUGAGGAAUCAAGGAAACACUUGUUUUAUGAACAGUGGAUUACAGUGCUUGAUGAACUGUUGGAAGUUUUCUGAGUACUUCAUGCAUAAGGAGCAUGAAUUGGUGCUGAAUAAAAAUCUACCGAAGAAGGUGGCGCUUGUUGAUGCAUAUUCCAAACUUGUGCAGCAAAUGCAUGAUGAAAAGGCUCGUGUAAUCACACCAAGUGAGAUAAAGAAGUGUAUGGGAGACCUAUACAUUGAGUAUGAUGAGAAUGAAGAGCAAGAUGUCAUUGAGUUUGUUGGCAAGUUGUUAGACUCGCUUCAUGAAGGGAUGGUAAUCAGGACGGGUAAAAAGGACGAAGGAUGGUGGAGCUCAAACAAGUCUAUUGUGACAGACCUGUUUUUCUUUAACCUAAAGUCAACGCUUGGAUGUUUGAGAUGUAGUAAGGAGAAGAUUUGCACAGAACCUUGUAUGUAUUUAUCACUACCUAUUCCUUUAAAGCACAGAAGAGAUGUAAUAUUGUUCUAUGAGUCAGCUGAUAGAGGACCAGUGAGUAUACGUGUGAAUGAGCAUCUCGAAAUAGAGGAGAUGAAGACAAUAAUGAGAAAUGAUUACGGAGUGAGAGGCAUGAUUAUCUGUGUGGUUUAUGAUAAAAAUGGAGGAGCGCAUGAAUUCAAGGAUGGAAUACUCAAGGACAUUGAUCGUAAGCUGUUUUGCUAUGAAUACUUUGAAUCGAAGAUUGGAUCAUAUUUCUGGAUAUGCUUGAAGAGCAGAGGAAUCCUUAUGGAGAAAACACUAGGUAUUUCAUUAUUAGCGCAUGGAAAGAUUGAUGAUGAAUCAUGUAUGUAUAGAGCGGUGUGUGAUGCGCUUUUUGGAGUGAUUGAUGAGGAAAUUAGAUGGAUGCUUGAUGAUUCAAUGGUGUCGUCAUAUCUCAAGAUAGAAUAUCCUUCAAAUGCACAAGGAGGACUGUUAGGCAUACCUGUUCUGAAUGUGGUUAGCAAGAGCCAUGGAGGAUGUAAAGUGUUUGAUGGACCAAGCAGCAUUCCUUGCAUUAACACGGGUGGGAAUGAUGGGUCUACCACAAUUGAUGAUUGCCUGGAUGCAUUUCUUGAGAAAGAGGAGUUUGGGAGCUUUGAGCUUCUUGAGUGCGAGGGAUGCGGAGGAAAGCAGAGGUUUUCAAAGAAGAUGGACUUUGUAAGUCAUCCUGUGUAUUUGAUUAUACAGUUAAAGCGGUUUGAGUAUGUGAAUGGAUUAAUAGUGAAGAUAUCGACGCCUGUUGCAUAUUCUACGGAGGAGAUGGUUAUAGGAGGCAUACGCUACAGAACGAUUGGAGUGUGCAACCAUGAUUCACGGUACUCUACUGCUACUGGGCAUUAUGUAAGCUAUGUAAGGAAAGAUCAAUGGUACCUGUGCAAUGACCAGAGGAUCAUUGAAGUGAAUGGCGUGAAUAAGGACGACACAUAUGUGAUUUUUCUGGAAAGAAUGGAAUAG